Notolabrus celidotus (New Zealand spotty) is the source of this 3813-nucleotide messenger RNA. It is a transcript of the gene plch2b, whose product is annotated as phospholipase C, eta 2b. The record is from RefSeq and is a predicted model, not a curated record. Gene Ontology annotation, biological process: lipid metabolic process; phosphatidylinositol-mediated signaling. The coding region runs from base 1 to 3798 and encodes 1265 amino acids. NCBI's taxonomy places the organism in Eukaryota, Metazoa, Chordata, Actinopteri, Labriformes, Labridae. Gene Ontology annotation, molecular function: calcium ion binding; phosphatidylinositol-4,5-bisphosphate phospholipase C activity. The transcript is spliced from 20 exons.
AUGAACAGCACCCCAGCUAUGGCACCUCUGUCUCCAGGGCUGGGUGGCGGCCCCCCGCUGUCCUCUCUGUCCCCCAAGAAGACCACCUUUCAGUCUUUGGGAUCUCUAUCACCAGGGAUGUUCUCCCCUUCGCUUGCUAAGAGCUCCUCUUCUCAGGGGAAACAGGCCUUGACUCCAGCGAGAUCACCCAGCCCGUCCAUUAUGACCUCUCCAAAACUCUGGCAGAAAGCUUCCAUCUCCAGACUUGCUGAGGAGUUUUUCUGGAUUGGUGGGAGUGUGGUCGCACAACCAAAAUGGAGACUGGGUCAGAUAGUGGAGAGGUGUAUGUGCAGCAUGCAGACUGGCACUCAGAUGUCCAAACUGAAGGGGAAGAAGAAGGGGUUGGUCCGGCUCUUCUACCUAGAUGAACACAAGUCCUGCAUCCGGUGGCGACCCUCCAAGAAACAAGACAAGGCCAAAAUAACUAUCGAUUCAAUUCAUGAAGUCUGUGAGGGAAAAAAAUCGGAGAUCUUCCGGCGGUACGCAGACAACCGCUUUGACCCAAACUGCUGCUUCAGUAUUUACUAUGGGGAGCGUGUGAAGUCCCUGGACCUGGUCUCCAACAAUGCAGAUGAGGCCCGAACCUGGAUCACUGGGCUGAAAUACCUCAUGGCCGGCAUCAGUGAUGAAGACUGUCUGGCCCGGAGCCUCACAUGGUUACAGCAGACUUUUUAUGAGGCUGACAAAAAUGGAGAUGGUACCUUGAGCAUUGGAGAAGUUCAUCAGCUGCUGCACAAACUAAAUGUGAAUUUACCCAAGCAGAAAGUCAGGGAGAUGUUUCAGGAGGCAGACACAGACGAUAACCAAGGCUCUCUGGGCUUUGAAGAAUUCUGUUCGUUCUACAAGAUGAUUUCUACACGCAGAGACCUCUACCUGAUACUGAUCUCCUACAGCAAUCAGAAAGAAGUCAUGGAUCUUCAGGACAUUGCCCGCUUUCUGGAGAAUGAACAGAAGAUGCGAGGAGUUGCCAAAGAGCAUCUAAUUGACAUUGUGUCCAGGUUUGAGCCAUGCCCUGAGAAUCUGCAGCACAUGGUGCUGGGUAUUGAUGGCUUCACCAACUUCAUGAGGAGUCCUGCAGGUGACAUCUUCAACCCUGAUCACAAUCAGGUGAACCAGGACAUGACUCAGCCUCUGACUAACUACUUCGUUGCCACUUCACACAACACUUACCUGACAGGAGACCAGCUGCUUUCCCAGUCUCGAGUGGAAAUGUAUGCCUAUGUUCUCCAAGCAGGCUGUCGCUGUGUGGAGGUGGACUGCUGGGAUGGUCCUGACGGAGAACCCAUUAUUCACCAUGGCUACACCUUGACAUCCAAGAUUCUAUUCAAAGAUGUUGUUGAGACAAUCAACAAGUAUGCCUUUACAAAAUCCCAGUAUCCAGUGAUCUUGUCGAUAGAGAACCACUGCACUGUCCCUCAGCAGAAGAAGAUGGCUGAGUAUCUCAAAGAAGUGCUGCAGGACAAACUGGAUCUUUCUACUGUCAACGUACAUGAAUGCAAGAAGCUGCCCUCACCUGAGAUCCUGAAAGGGAAAGUUUUAGUCAAGGGGAAAAAGCUGCCAGCAAACCUUGAUCCUGAUGCAGAGGAGGGAGAUGUAUCUGAUGAAGAUACUGGUGAUGAAGAAGAAGAUGAAGAUGAUGAAGAUGAUGACAAUAAUGCACAGGAUGGGAAUAGCUUCAUCACCUCCAAUUCCAUCAAAAAGAAGAGGCGAUUCGGCAGAUCGAUUGUACGGAGCCUUAAACGAAAGAGGAGAAAGAGAAGUAAGAUGAAGAACAAAGCCACAUCUGACGGCGAGUCAGAUUAUAGCAGCAAGGAGAGGACACAAAUUGUUUACCAUCCUAAGAAGAGGAAAACAAUGAGGUUGUCCAAAGCUUUGUCUGACCUGGUCAAGUACACCAAAUCUGUUCGAGUACAUGACAUAGAAACCCAAGGGCUUACUAACAGCUGGCAGGUAUCAUCUUUAAAUGAGACAGUUAUGAACCAGAUCCUACAACUGAAACCCAUCGAGUUGGUCCGUUUAAACCAACGGCAACUUCUACGAGUCUAUCCAUCAAACUACCGAGUGGACUCAAGCAACUUCAACCCACAGCCGUACUGGAAUGCAGGAUGUCAUAUGGUUGCAAUGAAUUACCAAACAGAAGGACGUAUGCUUGAACUGAACCAAGCCAAGUUCUCAAGCAAUGGAAACUGUGGAUACAUUUUAAAGCCAAAGUGCAUGCGCAAAGCUGCCUUUAACCCAGCCAUGGUGGAUCCUCUGCCAGGAAACAGGAAGACACAGUUAGUGCUGAAAGUCAUCAGUGGUCAGCAGCUUCCCAAACCCAAAGACUCCAUGUUUGGAGACAGAGGAGAGAUUAUAGAUCCCUUUGUUGAGGUUGAGAUAAUCGGUCUACCUGUUGAUUGUUCCAAGCAGCAGACCAGAGUAGUGGAUGAUAAUGGUUUUAACCCCAUGUGGGAGGAGACUCUUGUCUUCGACAUUCAAAUACCGCAGAUGGCCCUGGUGCGUUUCCAGGUGUGGGAUCAUGAUCCUAUUGGAAGAAAUUUCAUUGGACAGAGGACUGUUGCAUUCAUCAGCAUGCUGCCAGGUUUUCGACAUAUUUACCUGGAAGGAAUGGCGGAGUCGUCCAUAUUUGUUCAUGUAGCAAUUAUUGACAUCACAGGAAAGAUCAAAGCAUCAAACGCGGUGCAUGCAGCCAGAAAACACAUCCAAAAAGCAGCCAAGAAACACAUGAAGGGUCAACAAAGGCAAACCUCUCUGGACUCCUCUGUCCUGUCCUCAGAAGACGGACGUUCUCUGUACUUCCGUAAGGAUCUGGACACCAUUUCUCAGGAAAGCUGGAAUGGGGACAUGCCUCCUCUGGUCCUCGGGCCAGCAGCCAAGGCAUCCAUCCACAAAGGGGCUGUGAGUGAGCCACUGAGGCGAGCCCUCAGAGUUAAAAUUCAUGAACCACCGGAGACAAGAAGAGGGAUCUUUAGUCUGAUGUCCUCCACUGACUCCCACCACAUAGAGGCUCCUUCCUGUUUCAGAGCAGAUAGCGUUGACUAUGAGACUUAUUCCCAGGCUUCUUAUCCUGAUGGUUCUGCUCCAGACAGCCAAAAUCGAAUUGAGGAAGAGCUGGAGAAUGAACCAGAGUCAAACUGUGCUGAGCAGGAGACAGUUCAGACAUUUGAACCAGAGGAGCCAGAAGAAUUUGAGGAAUUAUCAACAGGACCACUUCCAGACGAGGAUAUUUAUCUUGAACCUGAGCAACAGCCAGAGACCCAGACAUGGACUGAUUCACUCCCUCUACCCAACCACGUGCCACAGCCUCUGAGCCAGCAAGAAGCUAACUCUUCUCAACCUAUCCCCCCUUCUUCCCCUCCUAGGGUGAGACGAACCUUAGAGGCUCCAGUCACCCCUCUGCCGUCCACACUGAUCCGGACAAAGGCCCGCUCACGCAGCUGCCCUCGGAGACAGGCUUCCUCUCCUCAUACACCGAUAGUAAAACGCAAGCCUGCUCUCCAUUGGCAGACACAGCGAGCCUUUAGUGAGGGCAGCUACCACAGCCGGAUCAGGCCCAUACCCAAUGGCCUCUGCCUGUCUGACAGCUCGUCCAGCAGCAGUGAGGGCAGCACUGACAGUCUGGAGUAUAUGUCCUCCUGCAUGCCAUACGAUGCUGACCACAAUGAAGGUACUCUGCAGAGGGAGAUGAGGGUCCUGUUUGACAGGAGGAUGAGUGAGAUUCGUUGUAAAUCGCCUCUUUUUCUUAAUGGUGAGUCAUAGAUGACAUUUGAACGC